CUGCAUUUCGCCCCCCUCACUCCGGCCCCGGGACAGGCCAGCCGGCUUGCCCUGUGUCUCUAGUAGUUUCCGCGCCGCUGACGCUCGCUUGCGCUCACAGCGGGGCCGGGCGCGUCCUACGCAGCAGCCGCGAGCUGGCCUGCCGGUGCCAGACCGUUCCCGGCGGGGGGCAGGGGCGGGGCGCCGCAGAAGGCCUGGGACUCCCGGCGGAGGAGCCCCAAGGAGGUCCGCCUGACGACUGAGAGUUGCCAUGGCAUCCUACUACGAAAUCCUAGACGUGCCGCGAAGUGCGUCCGCUGAUGACAUCAAGAAGGCGUAUCGGAAGAAGGCGCUUCAGUGGCACCCAGACAAGAACCCAGAUAAUAAAGAGUUUGCUGAGAAGAAAUUUAAGGAAGUGGCCGAGGCAUAUGAAGUGCUAUCCGACAAGCAUAAGCGGGAAAUCUAUGACCGCUAUGGCCGGGAAGGGCUGACAGGAGCAGGAACUGGCCCAUCUCGGGCAGAAGCUGGCAGUGGUGGGCCUGGCUUCACCUUUACCUUCCGCAGCCCUGAAGAGGUCUUCCGGGAGUUCUUCGGUAGUGGAGACCCUUUUGCAGAGCUGUUUGAUGACCUUGGUCCCUUCUCGGAGCUUCAGAACCGGGGUGCCCGACCCUCUGGUCCUUUUUUUAGCUUCUCUUCCUCCUUCCCUGGGCACUCUGAUUUCUCCUCCUCAUCAUUCUCCUUCAGUCCUGGGGCUGGUGCUUUUCGUUCUGUUUCUACAUCUACCACCUUUGUCCAAGGACACCGCAUCACGACACGCAGAAUCAUGGAGAACGGGCAGGAGCGGGUGGAAGUAGAGGAGGAUGGGCAGCUGAAGUCAAUCACAAUCAAUGGUGUCCCGGAUGACCUGGCAUUGGGCUUGGAGCUGAGUCGUCGUGAGCAGCAACAGUCAGUCACCUCCAGGUCUAGCAGUACUCAGGUCCAGCAGACACCUGUUACACAGCCUUCUGACAAUGACUUCUCUGAGGAGGAUGAGGACCUGCAGCUUGCCAUGGCCUACAGCCUGUCAGAGAUGGAGGCAGCUGGGAAGAAACCGGCAGGUGGGCGGGAGGCACAGCAACGACAGCAGGGGCGGCCCAAGGCCCAGAACCAGGAUCUGGGAAUGGGGGGGACCCAUGAGGGCGCAAGGGGUGAGGCAGCCAAACACAGCCCAUCCCCAGAGGAAAAGGCCUCCCGAUGCCUCAUCCUCUGAACACCAGGCCCAGCUCAAGCCAAUUCGGGUCAUGACUGGAGUCUGGCUUAUCUGUUGGGAGAGCAGAGAAGGGCAUGGCUGUUUACAGAGCCUGUCUCCAGCUCCAUGCUCCCUCCAUACGUUUCUCUCCCAGGCCCCCUUGCACUCCAGUGUGGACUUGGGAUUUGCUGUGCUCAGCCCAGGCCUGAUAAGUCCCUGGGUGAAGGCCAGGGUGGGGCAUCAGGGCAGUGGAAGGGCCUGAGGAGCCAGGAUGUACUUAUUGGAUGGGGAGUUCCUGAAGGGUAAUUGGUGGUUUGGCCUCGGACUUUUGUGCCCAGGUUUUUGCCACCUGUGUUGCUGAUGGUGUCAAGGAAGGAGGACUUGGCCUGGGUUCUCUGAGCUCGAGUUGGCAGCUGCACUGGAGAGCAAUGCAGGCUCUCCUUGUCCAGCUGCAGACUCCCCCAUUCUGGUUUCUGUGCAGUGUUAAGCUCUGACCAUCUCUAUUGCUUCCCUUCUGGUUUUGGUUCUCAUUCCUCCCACUCUUCUCUCUGCAACUGUCUGCUGGCUGCAUCGCUUGCUUUCAGGGCCAUUCAUCUGGUUAGGACUCCCUUCUUCCUUCCUUGAGAAGGCCUCAGUGUGGCAAGGAAGAUGCUGGGGCCCAUAGGGCCAUGAGGUCUUCUGGGGAGGCUAGCUGGGUGGGGCAGGAGCCUCCAGAUUCAGAGCUGGAGUCCAUUCCUCCUCCUCCUUCCUCUUGCUGCCUCAGCCUGCCCCCUGCCUUGGGCCCAGGCAGAGGUGAAGCUGGCUAACCCUGGAGAGGUGGGAUGGGGCCAGGGUGACCCAGGAGGGAGUCUAGGAGGGGUCUGUACCCCAUACUUCCCCACCAUGCUUCAGGGCUCAGGGAAAGGCCACACCGCUAGCCGAGGUCUGCAUGUUCAGCUACAUCUCCAAGGCUUGCCGCUGACCCUCUCUCCUAUCACCCCACCCCCGCUCUCUCCCCAGAUGUGUUCUGAGCUGGAUGUCCCGGAUCCAGAGUCGCUGCACAGUUCCAACAAGACAGUGCCCUGCCCCACGUGCUGGGAGGGCCCUCUCCAUUCCUCUCCCUAACCCAUACUGAGUGUAGAGCCGGGGCCUGGGUGGUGGGUGUCGGCUGGCGGCCAGGUGGGAGGCGACAUAGUCGUCGUCUGUGCAGGCUCUUCCUUGGGUGGUUAGUUGUAGCGCUUGAGGACUACAAAUCCCAGAAUGCAGUGCACCCGACCUCAUUUCUGAUAGGUCACACUUGGGAACUGGUAUGUGGUGUGGUGCUGUGCAUCUUGGGACAUGUAGUUCUAGUCCAGGUCAGCCUCUUACUGCCAGGCAGGGAGAUCUUGUCUUUUCAUUUGUCCCUGGAGGCCUGGUGAGAAUGUGGAUGAUGGGGGGAUGAUCAGAGAAUUGCCAUUCCCCUGACACAUUUGCUAGCCUCAGGAUUAGAGUGGUCAUAUCAAAGCCCUGCAGCAUCUGGGUGAGGUUCUUUUCCUAUGGGCAGCCUGGGGUUUGAGGAACUGGCCAGAGGAACCAGCCAGAGCCGUAGCAGGUCUGACUAAGCUGGGUGGGGCCUCAGAAGUCUGAAUUGUGUGGACAGGCAGAGAGCCUGGAAGGGAAGAGUGCCCUUGAGGGGUGUGUGUGGGUGUGUGUGUGGCUGGGACUGGCAUGUGAUGAGAGCUCGGGGCAUGCUGCUGCUUGUUUGGCUUUCUUUGGCCUCUGACCCUGCUGCCCAUUCUUUCUCUCCAUUAUCACAGAUGAGCUGCCUCUCCUCCUCCCUGCCUGGGGACCCCAGUGGCCAGGGAGGGGAGUGGUGGAAUCAGCCCUGUAACAUUGAGCCUCAGAGACCUAUCAAAGCCAGCGGGGCUGAGCUCAGACUGAGGGAGACACUGGAAGUCAAUAAAGCUGAGUUUUGAGA
Messenger RNA from Nycticebus coucang (slow loris), 3143 nucleotides. It is a transcript of the gene DNAJB2, whose product is annotated as DnaJ heat shock protein family (Hsp40) member B2. Gene Ontology annotation, biological process: positive regulation of proteasomal ubiquitin-dependent protein catabolic process; protein refolding. Gene Ontology annotation, molecular function: Hsp70 protein binding; ATPase activator activity. The record is from RefSeq and is a predicted model, not a curated record. NCBI's taxonomy places the organism in Eukaryota, Metazoa, Chordata, Mammalia, Primates, Lorisidae. Gene Ontology annotation, cellular component: cytosol; endoplasmic reticulum membrane. The transcript has 9 exons. Bases 251 to 1228 code for a protein of 325 amino acids.